CCCACUCCUUGAAAGCCACACCGAUCUGUGUGAUCAGAUCAUUACCACCAACGCCAUGGAUCACUCGCCCGCCAAGUUCGUCCUGCUCCUCAUGGCGGCAGCGGCAACCUGGAGCAGCGUCUUCCCCGUCGCCGACGCGCGGUCGGCUCAUGCAGUCGCCGCGGGCUGCAUACCGCGCGAGCGGGACGCCCUGCUGGCCUUCAAGCAUGGCGUCAACGACACCGAGGACGACCUCGUGUCGUGGCACGAAGGAAACCAAGAUUGCUGCCGAUGGGAAGGCGUCACCUGCGACAACGCGACCGGCCAUGUCGUCGAGCUUGACCUGGGCUGGUGGACUUCUUUCUUGGUCGGCCAGAUAAGUCCUUCCUUACUUUCACCAGAGCAUCUGGAGAGCCUUGAUCUCGCCUACACAGGACUGUGUGACCAUGCGCAUCGUCUUCCAGAGUUGCUGGGUUCUUUCAAGAACCUGAGACAUGUCGAUCUCUCCGACACGCUUUGCCAUGGUGAAGCGCCUCCUCAGCUCGGCAACCUGUCGAAGCUGGAAUAUCUCGACCUCUCCGUCCCGGCUAUCACCCAAGAGAGGGACCUAAAAGACAUCUCAUGGUUAACCCGUCUACCUCUCUUGUCAUAUCUUGACUUGAGUUGUUUGGACCUCAGCUCAGUUGUUGAUUGGCCUCUUGUGGUGAGCAUGAUCCCCUCCUUGGAGUACCUCGACCUUUCUAACUGCUCACUUCCAAGUGCAGCCCGAUCCCUCCCACACCUAUACACCACAAAUCUUAAGUACCUUGACCUCUCCCGUAACUACUUUGGUCAUCCUGUUGCAUCCUGUUGGUUUUGGAACAUAACAAGCCUCGAGUACCUCCACCUCUCAAAUACCAAUCUCCAUGGCCCGUUGCCUGAUGCACUGGGAAAUAUGACCUCCCUCCAGUGGUUAGAUUUGAGCAACAUGGGUAACAGAACCACAAUGACAGUGGAGUUGGGAAACCUAUGUGAUUUGGGAACACUACGGCUUGACCGGAGUCUCUCCUCUGGAAACAUAACAGAGUUUCUGGAGAAAUUGCCAAAGUGUUGGUCCAACAGAUUGCAAGAAUUGACGUUGAAGAGCAACAAUAUGUUUGGAAAGCUGAUGAAUAGUAUGGGACAAUUAAACAACUUAACUAUGCUUGACCUUUCUCACAAUAACAUUACGGGAACUAUACCGAUAGGCAUUGAUAAGUGCUCUUAUUUAUGGCACUAUGACCUUUCUUACAACCAUCUUAUUGGAGCUAUACCCUCAUGGUUGGGGAAUUGCACUAGAUUGUGGUAUCUUUCUCUUUCCAACAACCUGCUCACUGGACAUAUACCGCAUGGUUUUGCGAGUUGCGCCGCGUUACUUACACUUGACAUUUCGGACAACCAUCUUAGUGGAGCAAUACCACCGGGGUUGGGGAAUUGCACUAAUUUGGGGCAACUUUAUCUUUCUAGUAACCAUCUUACUGGACAUGUGCCAUCCAAGAUCGGUAUGCUUGGUCAUUUGUUUGAUCUCGACCUUAGCAACAAUAAUCUUGAUGGCAUGAUCACAGAAGAACACCUGCUUGGUCUGAAGAACUUAGAGCACAUGGAUUUAUCACACAAUUCUUUCUCGGGACCUUUACCAUCACAUUUUGGAUCUCGAUUGUUAGUAGAACUGUCUUUAUCCUACAAUUACUUCAGUGGCCCUAUUCCUAAAUAUAUUUGUCAGUUAGAGUUCCUACUUGUCUUGGAAUUGUCAUACAACUCUCUAGAGGGAGAACUUCCUCGUUGUUCUCAUGAAUCUAGCUUGGUUUACCUCCUCUUGAGUAAUAACAACUUUUCCGGCAAGUUUCCAUCAUCAGCCCGAAACUACUCAAGAUUGGCUUUCCUAGAUCUUUCAAGGAAUAACUUCUAUGGAACAUUGCCGUCAUGGAUUGUAGAGUUGGUAAAUUUGAAAUAUCUGCAACUAAGCCACAACUUGUUACAUGGAGAUAUUCCAUCGACUGUCACAAAUCUGUAUUGCCUUCGUCAUUUGAAUUUAGCCAAAAAUAUUAUAUCUGGAGUUAUACCAUGCUCUUUGUCAAAAUUAACUGCAAUGACCCAAGCAAACUCAACGAAACAUGGGACACACAAGUCUUGCAGGUCCAACAACUAUGGAGUUAUGAAAAAUGAAGUUUUGCUUGUUGUAAUGAAGCGCCAAGAACUUAAGUAUGGUAUUAUUGGAUUUUUUGAUGUGCUGAGUAUUGACCUAUCACUCGACAAUUUAGUUGGUCGAAUUCCAGAGGAGUUAACUUCUCUCAAUGGACUGUUGAAUUUAAACUUAUCAUGGAAUCACUUGAGUGGACAAAUUCCUGCGGAGAUUGGGGCUAUGAAGUCAAUUGAGUCACUAGACCUCUCAAGGAACAACCUUUAUGAUGACAUCCCGGCAAGCUUGUCGAAUUUGACGUAUUUAAGCUCAUUGGACUUAUCAUAUAACAACUUUACUGGAAGAAUUCCCCUAGGCAAUCAACUUGACACAAUCUACUCCGAGAACCCGUCCAUAUACGCUGGUAACAUUGGCCUGUGUGGCCCUCCUCUCGAAAGAAAUUGCUCAGGAAACAAUGGUCUUGAGCAUGUGAAUCAACAAAAAAGUGAGAAGGUUUACGAGCUACUAUUAUCCUUUUACUUUGGACUUGGGUCUGGGUUUGUGGCUGGCCUUUGGGUCGUGUUUUGCACUCUACUAUUCAACAAAACAUGGAGAGUUUCCUAUUUUCGCCUCUUCGACAAGUUGUAUGACAACGCAUAUGUGUUUGUGGUUGUUAUUUGGAGGAUGAUAAAUUUCAAGGAAACUACAAGUUGAGCACUCUGGAUGAUUAUCAGAUGGUGUUGUCAUCGUAGUAUUAGUGGGCUCUAUGAAUAAUUGAUGUUGACCAUGUAUUUUCUUAGCA
Molecule: messenger RNA, 2918 nt
Organism: Triticum aestivum (bread wheat)
Lineage: Eukaryota; Viridiplantae; Streptophyta; Magnoliopsida; Poales; Poaceae
Product: receptor-like protein EIX2
Exons: 1
Coding region: 56-2830 (924 amino acids)
Molecular function (GO): protein binding
Source: RefSeq, a predicted model, not a curated record